AUGUUGUUUGAAUUCAUCACUCUGGUUUUUGCCACCGCAUUUUGUUGUUGGUAUUGGAUUUAUCAGGGAAAAGUGAGUUCUGCCAUUGCUCAUUUUAUGUUUCAAAAAAUAACAUUUUAUAGCAAAAUCAAAAUCAAUCAAUUCGAACACAAACAUCAACAAGAUCUGCACAAACCACAAGAUCAUCAAAUUUCACAGAUACAGAUAAUGUUCAAACAGCAAGAUCGAUGCGCGAUUUUUCAAUUUGUUCAACUUCUUCGCUGGCUCCAUUGGAAUCAAAACAUGAUAGAUUGAUAAGUCCAAUUAAUGUCAAUACUCCAUGUUCUGAAACCGAUUCGAGAUCAACGAAAAAUACGGUACUCCAGAAAAAUUCUGAUCAAAGAAUUCUCAUUUUCUUCCAGCUCGCAAAAUCUCCAUCCGAUUCACAACAAAAUACAUUGAAUGGAAAAUCGGAACAAUGGCCAGUUUCUACAGUAAUCAAGGUUUGCGAAUGUAUUUAUUAUUCACUGGUUUUUUACAUUGGAAAUUUUUCAGGAUUCAAAAGAGAACAACAAACAAAAAGAACAAGCUUAUAGCACUUCUCAAUGGCCAGGAGCAACAAGAAAAUUUUGA
Messenger RNA from Caenorhabditis angaria, 612 nucleotides. Lineage: Eukaryota; Metazoa; Nematoda; Chromadorea; Rhabditida; Rhabditidae. The record is from the annotation of a GenBank genome assembly.